This is a messenger RNA of Phycodurus eques (leafy seadragon), 3454 nucleotides long. RefSeq names its product golgi membrane protein 2 (gene golm2). Bases 711 to 2138 code for a protein of 475 amino acids. The transcript is spliced from 10 exons. Lineage: Eukaryota; Metazoa; Chordata; Actinopteri; Syngnathiformes; Syngnathidae. The record is from RefSeq and is a predicted model, not a curated record.
AGCGCUGUGGUGAUUACGGCUAACUCGACUCAGCCCAGAAAUCCGACGUUAGAAGACAGCGGUGGGGAAACAAAGCGCGUAUUCUGAAGGUUUGUUUACGAUUUGUAUUAGCUCGGGUUGAAAAUUAACUUCGCGCUUAGCGGUAGGGGGGUGGGGACUCGGUGGCGACUGUAUUCGCAUUUCCACUCAUUGUUUGUAGCUUCAGGAAGAAGCUGUCUGGAGUCGGACUGCAGUAGCGUUUGGGGAGCUAACGUUAAUUGUCAAUCGAAGAUAAUCGCGGUAAAUGAGUCGGCCGACGGGAAGGUGUCGAGCAUUUGGGGGAAAAGAACUCACGGUAGGGUAAGACUAUCGAGUUCGAGCUCGCUGUAGGGUUUGCGCGUCAUCGCGCCCCUGCCACGGAGCCGUGCAGAGAUCCGCUUCCACGUCUCGGCUGCUGUGCAGUAUUGCAGUCUGCCAGCUGGGCUAGGCCACGUCCUUCUUGGGCUGACAUUGGGCGGACUGUGGGGGAAGAUGCCCAGUAUGCGGAAGGAAGACGACGGGGAGUGAAGCGCGAGAGAUGGGAGAAGUCUUGACCGUGAGUGGUUUGUGUUUCUGAGCGGCUGCCGCAUACGCACGUCAUGUCACGUACACGGAUGCGCCGCACAGCGGGGCAAUAGUCUCUUUGAGCCGCAAGGUUAAAAGCUGAAGUGACAGUUUCAAUUUGUUCGGACAUGAUCGGCUUCGGCGCAAACCGACGAGGAGGCCGCCUCCCGUCCUUCAUCCUCAUCUUCCUCAUGGCGGUCAUCGCCAUACUGGCGUUCAACUACUGGACCGUAGCCAACAAGCACGGCCGCUUGCUGGAUGAGUUGUUGGAGGUGCAGUCGCGGGUGAAGCGCACGGACGCGGCGAGGAGCCGGCUAGAGAAGCGCAACACUGAGCUCAUGGCGCAGGUGGACACGCACAGGAAGCAACUGGACAAGAAGGAUGGAGACUACAGCGUCAUGGAGGGCAAACUGCAGGCCCGAGACGCGCUCGGCAAAAAGUGCACCGACGAAAAGGUUAAGCUGCAGGGUGACCUCACAGCCCAAAUUACAGAAAUCCAGAUGCUGAAAGAGCAACUGAAUGAUUUGAAGCAGGAGUUUAUGAAACAGGAAGAUCAUCUGAGAGAUGUUAAAAAGAAUACAACCACCUUGGAGAGAAAGCUGGAAUAUGAAAGUUUACAGUGUGGACGUCAGAUUGCACAGUUAAAAAUUGAGUAUGAAGAAUCAAAGAAGAAUCUAGAAGAUAAAGCUGUAAAGCUUAGACUGAAUGCAAUUGAUGGCCAAAAGGGUCCAGUGGCUGGAGGACAUGCUGAGGGAACUCUGGCUGAAGAGCACCGUACAGUGGCAACUCACCAUCAUGACAGUCCAGAUUUAAAAGAUGUAAUGGGUAAGCCGGGCAGUGACGCUGGCAUGCCUGGUAUUGAAGACAGCGAGGUGGGGAAACUUGAUGAAGUGCAGUUUGAACUGAAGAAGCCAGCCAUCACUCAGAUCCGUGAUGAAGCCCCUGAUGUGGUUGUGGGGGCUGGUGCUGGACCCGGUGUUGGGGCAGCUGAUGGCCCUGGGGUACAGGGCUUAUCUCUUGACCAGCCCCAGCUCCAGCAGGAUAGAGGGGAAGGCCAGGCAGCUGUGAUUGCCGCUCCAGGUGUCAUCAAACUGGCAGACAAACCAGUAGUAUUUGAAGAAGACAACAAGUCUGAUAUCAAAGCAGAUGAACUGGGGGAACAGCAAAGACAACUUCAGGCUCCAGAUGUCAAAGGUACAGAUGAACGCUUAAAGGGGAUUCCAUUCCCUGCCAACCCUGCCAAGGCACCCAACACUAUCCAAACACACCGCAAAGACCAAGUCCCAGCAGGGGCACUCCACCAUCACCAAAGCCGAUUCUUUGACGAGAUCGAGUCCCCAGUAGAUCCGCAACAUGGCUCUAAGCUAGCGGACUACAAUGGGGACGAUGGCAAUGUGGGUGAGUAUGAAGCUGACAAGCAGGCUGAGCUGGCCUACAAUGAGGAAGAGGAUGGUGAUGGUGGGGAGGAAGACGUUCAAGACGAUGACGAUCGAGACAUGCAGGGAGAUCGGGCUGUGGAUUAUGGAAAGCGACAUCAAGCUAUCGACAUUCUCUGAAUGUGAAUUUUGUACAGUGAAAUCUCAUCAAAACAUACUGACCUUCUUUGGACAUCAGUAUGAUUCAGAAUUCACAGCUUGCAUCCUUAGUGUCAUGGACCACGUCUACAAACAAUUAUUACAGAAUUUGAAUAAUAUUUCCCAACAAUACAACCCAAAACAUGGAACAGUAUAAUCAGUUAUGUUAUUUGGUAAUGCAGUUAGGCUAGGACAAUAUACAGUAAGUGGUCUGUACAUUGACAACUUUUACUGUUGUGUCUCAGUUCAUAGCUGAGUAGUCUAAAAUAGCCUAGUUGACACAUCAACUGAAAUGUUUUGUUCUGGAUGCUGUGCUGACAUGUUUCUCAAAGAGUUUAAUCGGGCAUUUGGACUCUUCACCCCAAUUUUUGGACACUUGCAAAGGAUGCCAUUUCUGUUUUAGGUUUACAACAGUAGGAAAGUGUUUGAAAUGCCAAGGACUUUGCUUAGGGUCUAUUAAAUCAUUUUUUGUGAACACAAGAAGUGGCCAUCAUCCUCUUCUAAAUGAUAGUAUUCAUGAAUGUUAGAUUCAUGAUGAUAAUCAUGCCUUUUCAUCGAUUGCAGGCACACACACACACACGCACAUGCAGACCAAAAAUCAGGCAUUUAAGUUUUGGUUGUAUUGUCUGUGCGUGUGUGUGUUUGUGUGUGUGUGUGUGUGUGUGUGUGUGUGGUCUGCUCAGAUAAUCUUAAAACACACCACCACACACAUAAAGAUUCUCUUCCACCACCAAUCUCAAAUCUAGUCUCCCAAGACAGAAAUCUUGCGUGAUUAAACAUGAUCUAACAAAACAAGGAAGAAACAAAACCGGAUAUAUUGUGCCGAUGUUUCUUGAUUGUUGCCGAAGGGACCAAAGGCUUGUGUUGUCGAAUGGUGGUGAUGCUAAUAACACUUGAAAAUGCGUCUUGCCGUUUGGUGAACCCACUUACACAAAAUACAACAUCGGGUAGGACAUUUUAUUUAUGGCCGUUUCCUUGUUCCACACUCGGCUCGCUUCUUGAUUAGCUACAAAUUCACUCCUCAGACCACAGGAUAAUUUUAUAGGAUAAUCGUGUAAAAAAAAAAAAACUGUGUGACAUUUGUCAUCCUUGGUCGGGAAGGGGCAAAAUUUGGACAAAAACAGUCCUAUUAUGUGGCCUUAGCGUCCUGAAUAAAGUGUCAUGUGCACCUCUAAUGUACAGUGGUAGCACAGUGCAUAUGAACUGAUACCUUUUUUUCUGUACAGGUAGUAUGUUUCAUGUAAUUUGUGAAUUUGGGGAUAUGUUUUAGUCAAAACAUGCAGGUGUUGAUUUGACAG